Haliotis rufescens (red abalone) is the source of this 825-nucleotide messenger RNA. RefSeq names its product mucin-2-like. The record is from RefSeq and is a predicted model, not a curated record. Bases 1 to 825 code for a protein of 274 amino acids. Lineage: Eukaryota; Metazoa; Mollusca; Gastropoda; Lepetellida; Haliotidae. The transcript has 2 exons.
AUGUUGAAAAAGCCACACCAAUACAUCUUCGCCCACGCCCACCAUCACCAAUACGUCUCCCCCAUCCCCACCAUCACCAAUACAUCUUCCCCAACCCCUAGAAUCACCACUACAUCUCUCCCAGCCCUAACCUCACCAGUAUCUCCCCCCAGCCCUGGCCUCACCAAUACAUCUUCCCUAACUCCUAGCCACACCAAUACAUCUUCGCCCACGCCCACCAUCACCAAUACGUCUCCCCCAUCCCCCACCAUCACCAAUACAUCUUCUCCAACCCCUAGAAUCACCACUACAUCUCCCCCCAGCCUUGGCCUCACCAAUAUUUCUUCCCUAACUCCUAGCCACACCAAUACAUCUUCGCCGAACGCCCACCAUCACCAAUACGUCCCCCCCAUCCCCACCAUCACCAAUACAUCUUCCCCAACCCCUAGAAUCACCACUACAUCUCUCCCAGCCCUAACCUCACCAGUAUCUCCCCCCAGCCCUGGCCUCACCAAUACAUCUUCCCUAACUCCAAGCCACACCAAUACAUCUUCGCCCACGCCCACCAUCACCAAUACGUCUCCCCCAUCCCCCACCAUCACCAAUACAUCUUCUCCAACCCCUAGAAUCACCACUACAUCUCCCCCCAGCCUUGGCCUCACCAAUAUUUCUUCCCUAACUCCUAGCCACACCAAUACAUCUUCGCCGAACGCCCACCAUCACCAAUACGUCCCCCCCAUCCCCACCAUCACCAAUACAUCUUCCCCAACCCCUAGAAUCACCUGUACAUCUCCCCCAGCCCUGGCCUCACCAGUAUCUCCCCCCCAGCCCUGGCCUCACCAAUAA